UUUUAUGCAUUGAAGUUGACGGAACAGUUGAUGUGUGCUAGAUAAGUAAUUUCGUGAUUUAAUUAUUAUAAAACGAAAUAAUUACUGUGGAAUCUUUAUUUUUUAAAGUGUUCGAAUGAAAUUCAAAAAAGGCUCAAAGAUGGUCAAUAAAGUACAAGGAAAUAGAAACGCCAAAUUUAGAAAUGGAAAUAAAAACCGAGUGGUUAGUAAUGGAAUAAAGAAAAAAGUCGUUGGCAAACCAAAAGUACAAGAUGCUAGGCAAAAAAUUGUACAGAAAAAAAGAACCACAGUUGUUGAUGCCAGGGAUGUACUGGCAAAGAUUGCAAAGACACAAGAUGCUCGUAGCAAAUUAAAUAAAAUAAGAGAGGUUAGAGGUGGUAAAACCCACACAAAUAAUAAUGUAAAGGUAAUUGGUCACAAUAUAGUUCAAAAAACAGAUCGCAAUGGUAAAAUAAGCCUGUCAACAAACAAACCUAAACCAAAAUCAGAAAUUAAUAUGACCAUUCAGAAACAGUUGGGUAUUAUUUCUGGAAAUCGAACAUCACCUAAGAAGGUGGUUUUUAAAAGAAAUGCAGCAGUUAAUACUCAAAGGGUGAAUACACAAAGGGUUAAUACUCAACGGGAAAAUAUUCAAAGAAGAAACCCAGUAAAUUUAAGAAAAACAAUAAUAAAUCAAAUUGAUUUGGCUCCCUUGGAUGCUAGAUUGGAAAGGAUGGAACGAUUAUAUGAUAGAAGUUUGUAUAAAUGGCAAAACCCUGAAGUUAGAACAGCCACCCAGCUUAUAAAUACUUUGGAACCUCUAAGACCACGUUCCAAGGCAAACAUACUAAGCAAUGGGUGGACAGAAUAUAUACCAAAAGUGGUUCCCAGAUUAGCACCUGCUGCUUAUGUUGACUUAGAUGCAAUGGAUGAAGAUGAAGAAAUGGCUUUGGUACCUCCACUAAGGCAAACUAUUUCUCUACAAGGUUCUUCAAGGGUUUCUGAUAUUUAUUCAAGACUAGACAGUCACCCAUCACAGCCUGAAUCUCAUGGAAUAUUUAGUCAAGCAAAGACUAAGGUUGUUGUGCCUGUUGGACAUCGCAUAGUUGUUUCAAAUUUGCAGUCUACAGUUACACAGGAUGAUAUUAAGGAACUUUUCGAAGACAUCGGUCAACUGUUGGCAGCCAGAUUGGUGCGUCCCGGCGUGGCAGAGGUGAUCUACAAGAACUUAAAGGAUGCCCAAAAAGCCGUGGAUACUUAUCACAACCGCCAGUUGGACGGACAACCCAUGAAAUGUCUAUUGGUAAAUAAGAGACCUUUAAAUCAUCCUACAGCUCCUGCACUAGCUAAGGCAGAUUCACAGGGUAUGCUCGCCGUUAGGAAGGUAAUACAGAAUCCAAAUCCAACAAAUAAGUUAGUGCCUGAUCUUGACACCAUUCACAAGGUGCUCUUUCAGAGGAAGUAAUUUAAACUAAUUAAGUAUUUGGUUUUUAUAUAUUCUAGCAUUAAUUUCCGUAUACGGUUAUUUUGUUUUUUCCCUUAUAAGAAUGUAUAACAUAAUAUGUACAUUUAAUACAAUAAAUAAAAGCGUUUAACAUGG
Messenger RNA from Brassicogethes aeneus, 1579 nucleotides. Lineage: Eukaryota; Metazoa; Arthropoda; Insecta; Coleoptera; Nitidulidae. The record is from the annotation of a GenBank genome assembly.